Messenger RNA from Wasmannia auropunctata (little fire ant), 318 nucleotides. RefSeq lists its product as uncharacterized. Bases 1 to 318 code for a protein of 105 amino acids. The transcript is spliced from 2 exons. NCBI's taxonomy places the organism in Eukaryota, Metazoa, Arthropoda, Insecta, Hymenoptera, Formicidae. The record is from RefSeq and is a predicted model, not a curated record.
AUGCGUCGUCGCGGGAUUAUACACUCGCUGAUUUGGUGUCUGCUGUCAUUUCCGGCGUUCUUUGCCGAGAGGCUGUCCCCGGAUCAGAAGGCACCGCAGUUUGCGCGCGGCUCUGGUGGCCUGAUUCUAAAACCGCCCUUCGAGGGCGCGCGAGCGAUCGCGGAUCCUGCACCGCCGGCCACGAAUGCCGUCCGCGAAGAUGACGUCCAGAGAGAGGAAGUCGCCACCCUGAAGCUCGUGGAUGGCGAACUUGUCCGAGUGGUCGAAGGAUCCUAUUCUUACAAGAGUCCCGAAGGAAUUCCCGUUUCCGUUCAGUGA